Messenger RNA from Pygocentrus nattereri (red-bellied piranha), 3448 nucleotides. RefSeq names its product sorting nexin 18a (gene snx18a). Gene Ontology annotation, cellular component: plasma membrane; cytoplasmic vesicle. The transcript has 2 exons. Gene Ontology annotation, molecular function: protein binding; phosphatidylinositol binding. The record is from RefSeq and is a predicted model, not a curated record. NCBI's taxonomy places the organism in Eukaryota, Metazoa, Chordata, Actinopteri, Characiformes, Serrasalmidae. Gene Ontology annotation, biological process: plasma membrane tubulation; mitotic cell cycle; endosomal transport. The coding region runs from base 340 to 2118 and encodes 592 amino acids.
GUUCGCUACUCUGCGCUAAGCGAGAAGAAGUCCGAGCGAUGGAGACGUGACUCCUAAACAGCGCUGCUCGGCUUUAACAAAGGCAGCCCGCUGACGGGCUCAGGAUAGAAGAGUUCGGCUUUUCUCCAGGCAGGCAGUAAGUUGGGCGCUUUAACUUGCCGACUCCCGCAGGGAAGCGACAGAUAAAGGAAAGUGCUUGUGCCAGCAGCUCCGGUUCACUGACGGAGUUCGGGGCUGUUUGCUUGUCCGUUUCCCGGAGUUAGCUAGCUAGCUGGGGCUUCGCUAGCGGACUGGGAGGAUUUUACGGCUCCCUGUUUAUCGCAGGUGUGUAUUUCUGUGAUGGCGCUGCGAGCGAGAGUUUUGUAUGACUUUACUUCUGAAAACACCGGGGAGAUCUCGGUUAAAGAGAACGAAAUCGUGACUGUGUACAGCGAGAAGGAUAUAGAGGGCUGGUUGGAGGGAACGAACAGCCGCGGAGAGAGGGGGCUCUUCCCCGCGUCCUACGUCGAAGUUCUGAAGAACAACGAUAAAUCCACCGCACACAACAACAACAGCACUGCCGUGGAUGCCUACCAGGGCUCUCGGUACGCCAACAUUCCCCCGGGAGGCUUUGAGCCGCCAUACAAAGGUCAGAAUCAGGUUGAGAACUACAACAAAACUCCGGCGUCGAGUUUUACAACUUUCUCCGCACCACCACCGCCGUCACAUCAGCACCACCAGCAGCCGAGUUACCCAGUUAGCCAGGGAAGUGAUGACGACUGGGACGAUGACUGGGAUGACAACUCCACUGUGGCUGACGAGCCAGGCGUUGUCAGUGGAGGCUUCCAUGACUAUGAAGGGAACGGACCCUCCACCUACAGAGUGUCCACCACGUCCAUGUCCCGGGGUGGAAACGCACAGCAGGCUAAGAGUUCAGCCACGGUUAGCAGAAAUCUGAACCGGUUCUCAACUUUUGUGAAGUCAGGAGGUGAGGCCUUUGUGCUUGGCGAAGCGUCUGGCUUUGUGAAGGAUGGAGACAAAAUCUGUGUGGUGAUGGGUCAGCAUGGCCCGGAGUGGCAGGAAAAUCCAUACCCGUUCUCCUGCACUAUUGAUGAUCCAACUAAGCAGACUAAAUUCAAGGGCAUGAAAAGUUACAUCUCUUACAAACUGAGCCCAACCCACACACAAAGCCCAGUGAACAGAAGAUACAAACAUUUCGACUGGCUGUAUGCUAGACUGGUGGAGAAAUUUCCUGUCAUCUCUGUUCCUCACAUCCCAGAGAAACAGGCCACGGGGCGCUUUGAGGAGGACUUCAUUUCGAAGAGGAGGAAAGGCCUCGUAUGGUGGAUGAACCACAUGACCAGCCACCCUGUGCUGGCCAGGUGCGACGUUUUCCAACACUUUCUCACCUGCAGCAGUACAGAUGAAAAGGCUUGGAAACAAGGGAAAAGGAAGGCAGAGAAGGACGAGAUGGUUGGGGCUAAUUUUUUCCUCACCAUUAGCACUCCAGUGGCCCCACUUGACCUCCAAGAGGUGGAGAGCAAGACUGAUGGAUUCAAGGCCUUCACCAAAAAAAUGGAUGACAGUGUGAUUCAAGUCAAUGCUACGCUCAAUGAGUUUGCAAGGAAACAGAUAACUGGAUUUAAGAAGGAAUACCAGAAAGUUGGACAGUCGUUUAAGUAUCUCAGUCAAGCCUUUGAGCUUGACCAACAGACAUUCUCGGUUGGUUUGAACCAAGCAAUUGGAUUCACUGGGGAGGCCUAUGAAGCCAUUGGUGACUACUUUGUGGAACAGCCAAAACAAGAUGUGGACCCGGUGUUGGAUCUCUUAGCCCUGUACCAAGGACAUCUUGCCAACUACCCUGACAUCAUCCAUGUCCAGAAAGGUGCGCUGACCAAGGUAAAGGACAGUCAGAAGCAUGUAGAGGAGGGUAAGAUGGAGAGACAGCAGGCUGACGGCAUCAACGAGCGCUGCAACAUCAUCUCGUUUGCCACCCUGGCUGAGAUCCAGCACUUCCACCAGAUCCGUGUACGUGACUUCAAGGCACAAAUGCAGCAUUACCUGCAGCAGCAGAUCAGCUUCUUUCAGAAGGUCACAGGCAAGCUGGAGGAGGCCCUGAGGAAGUAUGACAAUGCCUAGAUCCACCACAGCUGGACAUCACACACCCUUCACCCCUCACGUGGUGUAGUGCCAAGCGAGAGUUAGCCAGCCCCAAUUUAGCAAUACUUUAAACUGAGAGCCAAGCAGACAACCUUCCUCUCGGUUAUCUAUGUGAAUUCUUUACUUACACAAUGAAUGUCUUGCUACAGCUAAGAGGGGCUAAAAAAAGCUUAAGGGGAAAAUGUGGUGAGAUACUGUCAGCCCUCUCUAGGAGAGGUGGUUAUUUCCGGAAAAGGGGAAGUGCCAAUGUUUCGAGUUUAAAACAGCUAAAAGAGAAGGGCCAGGGCCAGUGGUUUCCACCACCGAAACAAACCUUUGGAACACCUACAUUACCUCUGUGAAUCUAAUACUGUGGGAUAAAACGUUCCAUUGGAAAGUUAGUAAUCACAGUCAGGCUGAGUGAUGUAAGCUUUAUCUUAACAAAGCAACAGAGGGAAAUCUUUUGCUUAUGCUACUAAUGUAAUAUUUUUAGAGAACUUUAUGUACCCAGUCUUCUCACACUGUUGACAAAAUGUUUAAUAUGAAUUCCUUUGGGAGAAUAUCUCCUCAGCGCUGUUGUGUGGCUUUUCACUGCCAACCUUUGGAACACUUGAGCCCUUUCAAGUUAGCCAAUCUUCUACAAAGUUUUUAAAACCUCUCAGAGCAGCUGUCUCCACUUCAUUGUGCCUUCAAUUCUGUCUUUUAUGGUAUUUUUAUCAUUUCUUUUAAGCAAUGUUAUAUACAGUAUGUAUUGUACUUAUUCUAAGAUUUGUUUUUACAAGACCUGAUUUUAUCAUCUAAGAGAUCACAGCUGCUAGGCCAAGAAGUCUGUUUAAAUUGCACAGUGAUAAGCCUUGGGAAAGGAAGGAUGCCCUAAUUUGGCUCUCUUGACAGAUUUUUUCCCAUGUUAUUUUCAGUCUGGAACAUGACAUGAUGCAUUAAGGAAAAACAGUUGUGCCCCAGCUAGAUUACCCAAUCAUUCCCAAAAGACAUAAAAACUUUUCCCAUGCUGCGUGGUUCAGCGUCCAAAUAAAGCAAGUGGGCAGGAAUCCAUAUAAAGCAAGAAUAUGAUGAUAAACUAAAAGCACAGCUCACUCAGGACUCCCUUUCUGUUGAUUUCAUCAUGGAUGCUAAACUGGACACUUCUCUUCUUGGCUGAUGAACCUGGUAUUUGAGUCAUAAUGUCCUAUUGUGGGCUAAGAAUUUAUUUUCUAAUGAUGAAUGGAAGAAAUUGUUUUAUUUAACAUUAGUUCUGAAGGAAACUGCUGAUUUGUUCAGAAAAAAACAAUGUUUUCUUCCAAAAUAAACCCCCUACAUGAUUCAGCUCCAA